Glarea lozoyensis ATCC 20868 is the source of this 414-nucleotide messenger RNA. RefSeq lists its product as uncharacterized. Lineage: Eukaryota; Fungi; Ascomycota; Leotiomycetes; Helotiales; Helotiaceae. The transcript has 2 exons. Bases 1 to 414 code for a protein of 137 amino acids. The record is from RefSeq and is a predicted model, not a curated record.
AUGAACAGAUUCUUUUCAUAUCUCCACACAUUCCUCACAAAGAUGCAGUCAAGACAGGACUUAGAGGCACAGUCUCGAGCAUCUUCGCCAGGAUCAAUCGCACAAUCUGAAAUUGGACCUUUAAUAGAUAAUAAUCCACGUAGCAGCGGAGAAAGCGUUUCAGAAGAGCCUUCUACAGGACGACCAAGCAAAGAUAUCUGGAAAAAAACAUUUUACAACAACCACUGGUUGUGUUUUAUUGUUUGUGCAGUCCCAAUAUUAGCAUCAUACUUUUGCGAAGGUGUCUUAAUAACAAGUUCAAAAGAACUGCUGUACGGUUGGGAACUUGCAAACAUUGUUUUCAAAGUUGUAUCAGAGCUUCUUCGGUUGGCGUUAUUUGUUUGGGCCGUUUCAAAGAAAGAUGGGUCAAAGUAG